This is a messenger RNA of Nelumbo nucifera (sacred lotus), 666 nucleotides long. Its product is annotated as late embryogenesis abundant protein At1g64065-like. NCBI's taxonomy places the organism in Eukaryota, Viridiplantae, Streptophyta, Magnoliopsida, Proteales, Nelumbonaceae. Gene Ontology annotation, biological process: defense response to other organism. The record is from RefSeq and is a predicted model, not a curated record.
AUGGCCAACAGGGAAAAGGAGCAGGUGAAACCAUUGGCACCGGUUGCCGACCGGAUUAGCAGCGACGAAGAUGAAGCUACGUUCUAUUCCAAGAAACUCCGGCGUAGGAAAUACAUCAAAUGUUGCGGGUGUAUCACUGCCUUGUUGCUACUACCUGCUAUAGCGAUCAUAGUGCUUGCCUUCACCGUGUUUCGCGUCAGAGAACCUGAAAUCAAGAUGAACAGCGUCAAGAUAGACGGCUUAGAGCUUGUCAGUGGUAUCAUUUCCGGCACCAGCAUCAACAUGUCCCUAACUGCCGAUGUCUCCGUCAAGAACCCAAAUUUUGCAUCGUUCAGAUUCGGCAACGCCAGCACCACCGUCUACUACAGAGGCACGGUGGUCGCCGAGGCAAGAAAUCCCCCCGGCCAUGCCAAGGCCCGACGAACCCUGCGGAUGAAUGUCACUGUGGAUGUUAUCACUGAUCGAUUAAUCAGUAAUCCCAACCUGAUUAGCGAUAUCAGCUCCAGAAUGUUGGCGAUGAGCACCUACACCAGGAUCGGUGGCCGGGUUAAUAUACUCAAAAUAGUGAAGCGACAUGUCACUGUCAAGAUGAAUUGCACCAUGACUGUUAAUAUAACGAGCCAGGCCAUCCAGGAUCAGAAUUGCAGGCGACAUGUGAAGCUCUAG